UUGAUUUUCGUUUGGGCAGGCCGGGCAAAAGUAAUUCAGUUGUAACUGAAAAAAUAACAAUAUUUAAUACCUCCAUUUAAUACCCCUAGUCCUCUGUAAGAAAAACAAAAAGUAUGCCAUUCCCAAUUACCACACGCUGGUUGGCCAUCAGCAUAUUGGCCACAUGGAAUAUUUUGGGGGGCUUUGGGUUCUACGCCUAUGUUCUGGACUCCUAUGGUUCGUCACACGAAAUGGAACGGAAGAGGAACCUCUUGAUAAGUAUUAUGAAUAUUUUGCUUUAGUAAAUUAUCCAGAAAAUCACGAGCGACGAAAGUUCCAAUAUCACUUCUAUAAGGGGCACAUUAACGACGAAGUUGUGAUUGGAGUGUCAGUGGUAAUGCUCUCUCAGAUAAUAUCAACUGUGAUUCUGGGUUAUGCACUUAAGGAGUCAAGGAAAAUGAGUCUACUCUAUGGUAUACUUUUUUGUGCUCCCUUUACCUUUGCCAGUCUGCCUAUAUGGCCAAUUGCUAUCGUCCAUACUGCUCUGGCUCUGGGGGCUCUGAGUUUCGUUUUUAGCUGAAUAAAUGGAAAAAUUAUAUGUUUUCUAUAAGAAAUAAACGUUCUGUAAUGCCUAAAAGAUU
Messenger RNA from Drosophila ananassae, 620 nucleotides. RefSeq lists its product as uncharacterized. Bases 164 to 559 code for a protein of 131 amino acids. Lineage: Eukaryota; Metazoa; Arthropoda; Insecta; Diptera; Drosophilidae. The transcript has 3 exons. The record is from RefSeq and is a predicted model, not a curated record.